Nothobranchius furzeri (turquoise killifish) is the source of this 3657-nucleotide messenger RNA. RefSeq names its product bone morphogenetic protein/retinoic acid inducible neural-specific 3a, tandem duplicate 1 (gene brinp3a.1). The record is from RefSeq and is a predicted model, not a curated record. Lineage: Eukaryota; Metazoa; Chordata; Actinopteri; Cyprinodontiformes; Nothobranchiidae. Gene Ontology annotation, cellular component: dendrite; cytoplasm; neuronal cell body. Gene Ontology annotation, biological process: negative regulation of mitotic cell cycle; positive regulation of neuron differentiation; nervous system development.
UUCACACAUUCCGCGCGCUGGGAGCCGAGCCACCGCCAGGAGCUGCAGCAGGUCUCCGUGCGCUUCUGCGUGCGCACCGAGCGCGACUCUCCAAUCAAGCUUGGGAUGAGUGACAGGACAGCAGCUCGCCCGACUUCGUUCUUUCACCGAAUUUCUAACAGAUCUCUGCCGUGACCAGUCCACCUGUCUGGCUCCGACCUCCGGAGACGUCGCGCCCGCUGCGGCGCGUGGAUCUACGGUCGCGGCGUCGGAGGUUCUCCGCUGGAAAUAAAACUGAAAUCAGGAGCUUGGUCCAUUCCGUGGAGGUCUGGUGGUGUUUCGCGUUUCUUUCUGUUCAGUUUAACUCGCGCUAGGUCUGGCUCCUGGUUGUAACCCCGGCGACAAAGUGUCGUUCUGAUGCCCUCCGGCGCGCGGUCUCAGCCAACUUCUGGGUCCUAUGAGGGGAUUUAACGGAGAUCCAUUCCGACCAGCGACGGACCAACAGACCUGGACACUAAGCUGGACUCACUGGGGGUGCAGGGAGAAUGAGGAGUCACCGGGGCCGGGGGAAGCAGCAUGAGUGGCCUGUGCACCUUCGUUAGACUGACAGGCCUCAUGUUUCCAUGGAAGUGGUUGACACUAAGCCUGCUCCAGUUCUGGUUGUCAGCAGGGACCAGUGCCGCUGCGGACUCAGCCGGAGCCGGCUUCAGCGGCUCUAACGGGCCCCUGGGCUGGCUCCUGUCAGAAAAGGGCCCUUUCCACGGCUCGCAGGAGUUUGUGGAUUUCACAGAGCGCUACCAGCAAGGAUUCACCACCAAGUACAAGAUCUACAGGGAAUUUGGCCGUUGGAAGGUGAACAGCUUGGCCCUCGAGAGACAGGAGAACAAUGGCUUUUCGUUGCCGCUGGACCCUGAGUUCCUUCAGACCAUUAGGCAGCUGGGCAGGAGGCCCAGUCUUAGCGCCAUCACUGACAACAUCAUCAGGAAAUACGGAACCCACUUCCUGCUCUCUGCGACGCUGGGAGGGGAAGAGUCAUUAAUGAUCUUUGUGGACAAGCGGAAGUUGAGUCGGACAUCUGAAGCGAGCGAGUCCAACGGCACCGCUGUGACACUGGAAGCUCUGCACCAGCUGGCAGCCUCCUACUUCAUCGACAGAGAGAGCACCUUACACAAGCUGCAUCACAUCCAGAUCGCUUCGACCGCCAUCAAGGUGACCGAAACAAGGACGGGCCCUCUCGGAUGCAGUAACUAUGACAACCUCGAUUCUGUCAGCUCUGUUUUGGUUCAGAGCCCCGAAAACAAGAUUCAUUUGCAAGGCCUCCAGGCCAUACUGCCCGACUAUCUGAAGGCCAGGUUUGUCCAGGCUGCUCUCAGCUACAUUGGCUGUAAUGAGGAGGGGCAGUUCGUGUGCCGGGACAACGACUGCUGGUGUCAGUGUGCCGUCGAGUAUCCACAUUGUAAUUGCCCUGAGGUAGACCUGAGGGCCAUGGAGGCCAGUUUACUGCAAAUCCGAGAUUCGUGGAACACGGCCAACCAUGACUUUGAGGGAUCAGAAGAGUUCCAGAACUUUGUUCGAAGGCUUCCUACGUUCUACGCCCUGAACACGUCCGCCAUCCUGUAUUUCUGGAAGAUGGAGCCGUCCGUUCACCAGCGCUACAAACAGCUGGAGCUCAGCACACAGCAGCUCCUGAGCAAGGCACGGCGCAUUGUCAACAAGCUCUUCACCCUCAGCAAGAGGUGUCAAACUCAGCCCAAAAUUAUCAUGCUGCGGGAGAGGCCCACGAGCUACUGGCUCAACUACAUCCUCUCCAUCAUCUACUGCAGUGAGAACAACCACAUCGGCUCUUACCUGGAGGAGACCCGAAGCUGCUCCUGCCCUUACGAGCAUCCCCCCUGCCAGGGUGUGAUCCCGUGCACGGUGGGCGAGGGCACCUCGUGUGCGUCCUGCUCCAACGAGAACCGCUCCCGCUGCGCCACCUGCAACCAGGGCUUCAUGCUGAGCCAGGGCGCGUGCCGCAACGAAGUGCCCGACUCCACCGACCACUACAUUGGCUUUGAAACGGACCUGCAGGACAUGGAGCUGCGCUACCUCCUGCAGAAGAAGGACAACCGGAUCAGCAUCCACGGCAUCUUUGUCAGCAACGACGUCAGGCUGAAUAACUGGUUUGACCCGUCGUGGAGGAAGAGGAUGCUGCUGACGCUGAAGAGUAACAAAUACAAGUCCAACCAUGUCCACAUGCUCCUGGGGAUGUCUUUACAGAUCUGCCUUACCAAGAACAGCACCCUUGACCCCAUGCUGUCCGUCUACAUCAAUCCCUUUGGGGGGAGCCACUCAGAGAGCUGGAUCAUGCCCAUCGACCAGAACAAUUACCCAGACUGGGAGAGGACUAAAUUAGACCUUCCCUAUGACUGUUAUAACUGGACUUUGACUUUAGGCAACAAGUGGAAAACAUUUUUUGAGACGGUCCACUUUUACCUACGGAGCCGGAUCAGGGGACCCUCCAGUAAUGGGAAUGGAACUGUAUACUUUGAACCCUUGGAGUACCUGGAACCCGGGCAAAACCUGGGCUACAUGAAGAUCAACAGCAUCCAGGUGUAUGGUUACAGUAUGCACUUUGACCCAGAGGCGAUCCAGGACCUGAUUUUACAGCUGGACUACCCGUACACUCAGGGAUCGCAGGACUCGGCCCUGCUGCAGCUGCUGGAGAUCCGGGAUCGGGUCAACAGGCUGUCCCCGCCCGGAGCGCAGCCUCUGGACCUCUUCUCCUGUCUGCUGCGGCAUCGGCUCAAACUGUCCACCACAGACGUCGCCAGGAUCCAGGCGGCACUGCAGACUUUCAGUGCCAAGCAGCCCAAGUCCAUUGAAUAUGAAACAACCAAAUUAUGUAGCUAAUAAGUGGGCAGGCGGCCAGGUGCGCAGCUGCACAGGCAGAGCGGCCGCCGCAGAGGCUCACCGAGGGUUUAAGAGCAAUCCCGAAGCAGUAAACAGGACAUUCUGGACAAUUUUAACAGUCGUGGUGGAUCUCAACAGCACAGCUGGGAUUCUUAUGUCAGCUUUUCUUAUAAAUUUGUACAACAUCUUAGACCUGAGUAGGGUUUCACCAUAUUUGCCUCAUUCCUUUUUUUUUUUCUGAGGAAAAACUUUGCUCACGAUAUAAUUUUAAAUCUCUGCUGCCACUCACAUGUCACCACGUCUCUGAUGUCAGUAGACGGCACAAAUCUGAAUCACCCACACACGCGAACAAAAGCUUUUACUGAGAAAGUAUUAUCCAAGCAAUGUAAUCACCUCACAAAUCAUUUCAUCACCAGCAUGAGUUUGGCUUUGUUCUCAGUGUUUGCUACAAUCCUUUUCCUCCAUUUUACCGCGGAACGCGAUAAGGCCUCUCUUUGUUUUUAUUUAUUCCGUUUUAGCUUUCUGCAAACAUUCGUCUUUUUAUUAAAACCUCUAAUUACACUUUUUUGUAAAAAAAAAAAAACUAAAUGAAAUAAAACGAACACAUGCUGUAAGACGCAGAUCCCCCUCAUGAAAACAAUAUAACACGAUGCGAUAAAUGUUACAUGUGCUUUUAUUUUUAUAAUGCUGUUGUUUGUGAAGCAAAUGUUACAAAACAUUGUCUAUAAAAUGUAUAAUACGGUUUGUUAAUACACUGAAUAAAAUACAUUUUUAUGUGUGGUCUAA